This is a messenger RNA of Fusarium redolens, 1359 nucleotides long. Its product is annotated as S-adenosyl-L-methionine-dependent methyltransferase. Bases 50 to 1045 code for a protein of 331 amino acids. The record is from RefSeq and is a predicted model, not a curated record. Gene Ontology annotation, molecular function: methyltransferase activity. NCBI's taxonomy places the organism in Eukaryota, Fungi, Ascomycota, Sordariomycetes, Hypocreales, Nectriaceae. The transcript has 11 exons.
AACGCGUCAAAUUUUAAAAACAUCGCGCCUCUUCUCACAGCUGCCCAACAUGCAAGAACAAAUUGCUGUUGAUCUAGAUUACGACUCUGCUAUCGGAAUACCACUCGACGAUCCGUUAAAUUUAUCACUUCGAUCCAGCCUGCUCCAUUUCGCACAAGAAAAUGGACGGACUUACCAUAGGCUAAGUGAAGGGAAGUAUGCCUUCCCAAAUGACGAUAUCGAAAACGAUAGACUCGAUCUGCAAGAUGGCCUGUAUAUUAUUACGCUUGACGGGAAGAGGGCCCUGAAUCCGGGAGCCGAUACAGCCAAACGAGUUUUAGAUAUGGGUACUGGAACAGGUAUUUGGGCAUUGGAAUUUGCUGAGGAACACCCGGCUGCUGAAGUGAUCGGCGUUGAUCUGAGCCCUAUUCAACCUCCAUUCGUACCACCGAACUGCAGUUUUGAGAUCGAUGACCUUGAGAAAGAGUGGACAUGGACGACACCGUUUGACUUUAUUUUCUCUCGCAUGAUGACAGGAAGCUUUUCCAACCCCGAAACAAUGGCAAACAAGGUAUUCAAUGGUCUAAACCCCGGUGGCUGGUAUGAGAUCCAGGAUAUUCAACUCCCCGUCUUCUGCGACGAUGCCACUCUCGACCCCAAAACGUCUCCACUCAUGAAGUGGCAAGAAUGCCUCAUCGAAGGCUCUCGUAAACUUGGUCGGCCACUCGGUGAGUCUGAUAAGUAUAAAGCCAUCGUCGAGAAAGCCGGCUUCCAUAACGUCGUGGAGACUAUCUACAGAUGGCCUACCAACAGCUGGCCUAAAGACCCAAAGCUCAAGGAACUUGGAAAAUGGAACCUCAUCAACUUUGAAACAGGACUUGAGGGCGUGAGUCUGGCUUUGUUUACCAGGGUGCUCGGUUGGUCAAAGGAUGAAGUACUAUCUCUUUGUGCAGACGUAAGGAAUGAAUUGAGAAACCCAAAGGUACAUGGGUACUGGAAAAUCUAUGUGGUAUAUGGGCAGAAGCCGGAGAGGGAGUCAGCGGAGUACAGGGUCGAAGAGCCCUGAGGUCAUUCAACCUCGAUUUUCAUGACUGUCACUUUCUUCUCCUUAAUAUGAAAGCCGAUAGGGCCUCGGCAGUACAGUCAACUCAGUAACGCAUUCUUGUUGAUUUGUGGUGCCAUGGGGAGAACUAUGUAGUGUGAAGUUUCGUGAACAUCGAGCAAGGAGUCUGUUGCACGGGACCAUCCUAAUGUCGCCAUUUGUCAGGCCAAUUGUGAACUCAGGACCGUGGGCUGAUCACAGAGCAUCUUCCAACCAUUCCACCUAAGCUUAAGUUCUAUCACGAGUAGAUACACAACAUACGACUAAUUUGACAUGGC